AUACAUAUAUGUAUUUGUGUGUGUGCGCAUGCAUAUAUACAUACACGCAUAAGCGCACAUGCACAUUGUGUGUGGCACGCUAGCGCGUGAAGUGCCUGAUAAUUAUAUUUUCGUUUAGCUUCCUCAUGGACAUCUGCGACGGAUUGAGCUUUGACCUUUCGAAGUUUUCUCGGAUAUUGAGUCAAAGAGGGAAUCUCGCUGCACGGGGCGCGAAGCCACAUGCCAGCAACAUGCUCUUUGAAUAAGAGUAAAUCACAAGGUCUCACUAGAGUUAGUACAUUUGGUAUUUAGAAGUUGUAAUAAAAUCUCCAAUAAUUCCCGUCCUGCUUUAGGUCCAGCAACCGGCAUGAGAUUUCAACCUUCGUUCUCUCACAUGGAUGAUAGGCGUACCAUUAAAAAUGAAGGGAAUGGUAAAGCCGAAGGGAGGUUUUAUAUAAAAGAACGUGCAGUCUCAUCCGAUGGAGUAGUCCCCUAGACUCAGUUCAAGCAAGCUACAUUCCGGCCGGGGAGAUGAACGCCAGUCCCAAUGAAACCACCUCUUGCCUCAAAAUCGGCAUCGAGCAGUGGGCUCCAUACGUAAGCUUCAUAUAUGGAGAGGCACCCAACUAUCAAGUCACUGGUACAUCAGUGGAAAUCAUUGAUAUGAUUUCGCGACAUCUGAAUACUUGCUACGAGUUUGUCGUAGCUAAGGAUCGUGUAUUUGGUACGCAGCUUCCCAACGGGUCAUGGACAGGCUUGAUGGGCCUAAUAACACGAAGGGAAGUGGACAUGACGGCUGUGGUUUUAUCAGUAGACUACCUGCGAGAUCGAGCGGUUGACUUCAGCGUGCCUCUUUAUGUAGACCAACAGGCGGUGGGUUACAAGCGACCUGUCUUCGAAGCUGAUAUGCUAGGAUUCGUUAAACCUUAUACAGACGAGUUGUGGUUUUUGCUGUUGACAACUGUGGUGCUGGUGUUUGGCUGCACGUUCAUGAUUCAGCAUCUUCAGAUCAGGAGGACGUCCAGUGGAAAACCCGGUGAUGACACGGAAAUGACUGAAAAGGAAACCGUGAAAAGCAUGUGGGCUGUGUCCUUGUGGAUUCUCGGCGCACUCCUCGCCCAGUCGGUCCCGUCGGAGUGUAAAGGAAACUCGGUGAGGUUCAUCCGAGGACUGUGGCUCCUCUCCGCCCUCAUCAUCGGCUCCAUCUACCGCUCCAACCUCAAGGCCAUGCUGAUUCUGCCCAGACUGCGCCUGCCUUUCGAUAGCUUGGAGGAGCUCGUGGAGACCGACAUCCCGACUUACGUGUACGAGGAUAGCAUGAUUCACCAAGCCAUCAUGACCGCGGCACCGGGGACUUCCCUCUACAAGCUGAGGAAGCAGGCCCUUGUGCGUAGGGAUGUGUUGACAAUGGUGAACGAGGUCUCAGAGGGUGCCUACGCCGUUUUCUUCGGGAAGAAGGCCUUUGAGUCGAUCAUCCAUCAUAUCUAUGGCACGCAGGGGACAUGCCCUUUGUACAUGGCCAAGGGGACUGUCUUCACCACGAGCCUCUGCCUUGCGUUUCCCAAAGGAUCCCCGCUCGUCAAGAAAGUGAACCCCCUACUCUAUAGGAUGAAGGAAUCUGGUAUCUUAAACCACAUGUACCUUCAUGGCUUGUCGAAUUACACCAAAUGCCUUCAGCCGGGCCUGGUGUCACCCUCGAAAAGCCUCAGACCCUUCGAGUUGGAGGAUUUCUACGGCGUGUUCUGCGUGUACUUUGGGGGUGUGGUCUUUUCGGUGCUCGUGUUUCUCCUGGAGCUGGCGGUGCCUCUCAAGCACUUCAGCUCCAACGUCUGCAGAGGAGGAAAGGCGGAUCGAGGUCACGCAGAGCCCAACCCACCCUCCCUGGCCAGUGCUUGAAUCUCGCAUGACCUAGCCUGACCUCAUACCUACCUACGGAUGAUUCUUCUGGGAUUAAUAUUGCACUGAGGUGUUGUACUGUUUGAAAAUUAGAUGCAAACCAUCGUUAAAAUUUUGUUUUUUGAUUAUGCACAAAUGUAGACAUGGGAUAGGGCAAGUUAAAUUACCUUAGUAAAUAGUCGGUUAUGCAUGUAACUGUGAACAUACUAACUCCAGUCAUAUAAAACAGCACAUAUAUGAAAACGUACCAGAUAGGUGUCACAAGUACGUUUUACUAAUACACAGUGCAAAAGAAGUCGGGUUAAUAAUUAUUAUUAGUUCCAUUCCGUGGACUUCUACUACCUACCUGUAACUUUGUAGAAAAUAAAUUUUUAUUAAGGAUAUACAUAUGUUUGGAAACUUCUGGAAAUAUCAAUUCCUUUGAACACGAAUUGUAUGUGUUGAAUAACAACCUAAUA
Penaeus monodon (black tiger shrimp) is the source of this 2333-nucleotide messenger RNA. Its product is annotated as glutamate receptor ionotropic, kainate 2-like. Bases 511 to 1875 code for a protein of 454 amino acids. Gene Ontology annotation, molecular function: glutamate-gated receptor activity. The transcript is spliced from 11 exons. Lineage: Eukaryota; Metazoa; Arthropoda; Malacostraca; Decapoda; Penaeidae. Gene Ontology annotation, biological process: monoatomic ion transport. Gene Ontology annotation, cellular component: membrane. The record is from RefSeq and is a predicted model, not a curated record.